AUUGUUAGAUGUAUCGAAAAAACCACCGAUAUUUUCGAUGCAUCGACGUUUUUUCGACAUCCCUACUUCACCUCUAAUUCCUACAAGUAACUGCAAUGUAUUCAGUGAAAUUGGUACUGUAUUUGCUUUUAGAUUUAAUUUGCAGUGGUUGUGCUUUCAGGCCACUAGUAAUAAUGCAUGGCAUUUUAUCAGGAGCUGAAAAAAUGGUGUUUUUGGUACAGGAAAUCGAAAAGAUCGAAGACAUCAUGGCAGCACGGAAGGCAUGCCCCCUGGCUCCCACGGCAGAUACAGACAACUGCCUACAAUGCCGGCUCUGCCACCGGUACCACGCAUUGCGGACGUGCCCGGCCUUCAAGGCGAUGAAGCCGCCGCAACGGUUGGGAGUAGCCCGCGCGCAGGGCUACUGCGUCAACUGCCUUGCGCUCACCCACACUACCGGGGAAUGCGACUCGCCGGGUAGUUGCAAGACCUGCGGGCUAGCGCACCAUGUAGCAGCCAACACCCAUCGCGCACGGGGCCAAGGGAACAGGGUCCAAGAAGAGGAAACCGGCCACAAAGGCCCCAAGGAGCGUCAAGCGGCGCGCACCGCCGAAGAAAAAGGCGCUGAAGAAGGCGCAGAAGAACCCGCGCAACCAUGCGCCGCAACCGCCGCGCAAGAAGACCGCCCAACGGACGAUCGCGCGCACUCCCCAAGGCCUACAAACGGCCAAUUUCCAGGGCCGCACCACCCACCGCGUCCUUGGCAACACGAUCCGCGCCCUGAAAGAGCUGCAGGAGACGCUCAGCAACGCAUUCCUGCAGGGCCGCCGCUUAAACUUAAUACAUGGUAAGCCGGGGUGUAUCAAUUUUGAGUAAAUUAGCGUUCUUUAAUUUCGAAAUAUUGAAGU
This is a messenger RNA of Rhagoletis pomonella (apple maggot), 887 nucleotides long. RefSeq lists its product as uncharacterized. The transcript is spliced from 2 exons. The coding region runs from base 96 to 830 and encodes 244 amino acids. The record is from RefSeq and is a predicted model, not a curated record. Lineage: Eukaryota; Metazoa; Arthropoda; Insecta; Diptera; Tephritidae.